Strongylocentrotus purpuratus (purple sea urchin) is the source of this 8552-nucleotide messenger RNA. RefSeq names its product activating signal cointegrator 1 complex subunit 3. Gene Ontology annotation, molecular function: ATP binding; nucleic acid binding; ATP hydrolysis activity. Lineage: Eukaryota; Metazoa; Echinodermata; Echinoidea; Camarodonta; Strongylocentrotidae. The transcript is spliced from 42 exons. The coding region runs from base 156 to 6791 and encodes 2211 amino acids. The record is from RefSeq and is a predicted model, not a curated record.
GGACUGUAUAGAAAAUUGCACAAUCGUGGGAAAUUCCAAGACACCGUAUAGUGGAUCCAUGGAUGGAGAUACUUGACAGUGCGUUGCAAUGUAAGUGCAUCGGAUCAAAGGAGCUUUCUUAGUCACCCAUCACUCUGGUAAGGUUUGAAGACAUCAUGAAGUCUCUACCCAGGCUGACCAAGGCUGUGAGAGUGUUCGCUUCUGUGACUGCAGGUGAUGAAGUCCCAGAUGGAGGAGAGAUCAGCCUUGCUCAGAAACGGAUUUAUCAGUCACAAAGGAAAGCAAAACAAGGUCUGACUUGGAGAGAGCUUGGUGAAGCCAUCUUGCAUCAUACAUCAGCUAACAAAAGUGAGGUCACCGGAACAUCGCGAAAUGUUAUUCAGCUUGCAAGGAGUGUUGCUGGAGCAGAUGCGAGUCCUGAGGAAGUAUCGGCAACAGCAGUAUGCUUCUGUGAGAUCCUAUACGAGUCUGAGUCACUGGGACAGUAUGAAAUACAGGCAGUGCGCUCCAAACUCGGCACAUGCCAACAAGAUCUCCUGGUGAAGAUCCAGCAUGAGAUCCAGGUCCUCGUUUCCCACGUCCCUGGAGAGGUCCUGAGGGCGCUGUUCAAUCCUAGCACAUCUGAGGAGGAGGAAAAUGCCAAGGAAUUUGGUCAUGGCUAUGGGUUCUCGUUCGACGAGAGAGCCAUAGACACAGAUCACUUCUUGAGUGCUGACCCGGAGCCUCGCCCUCCGUCUCCGGCGCUCAACGUCCAGUUCAGCUUGAACAAUGCAGCUGUGUCUCUUAAGGCGAGCGAACCUAGUCCCAAGGAUGGGGAAGGGACCAAAGGAUUACAGCCUAAUGCCCAGAUGGAGUGGCUGGAGAAGGAGGUGAAGAAGUCGGUAGGAAGUGAAGGACACAGUGCAAUCGGUCUGACAGUGGAUGGCUUGUGCAGCAAGCUUCUGGUGGAAUUGACCUCUGGCAAGACGAAUGAUGAACUCCAGACGGAUUUGUUUGACUUGUUAGGGUUUGACUGUUUUGAGCUGAUACAGCAGCUCCUUGCCAGGAGAACUGAUCUUGUAGCAGCAGCCACACAGGCCAGCAUGGCCAGGAUAGCUGCAGAUAGUCGUAGAGAGAGGCAUGGCAAUCAGAAGCCUUCCUAUGCCACCCAAGUCACAAUCCAGUCGGAGAGGGAUAAAGAGCUGGAGAAAGCCCUGAGGAAAGAAGAAAAGAAAAUACUUAAGAAAGAAGCCAAAUCUUCAGGUGGAGGAGGAGAAGAAGGAGGAGGAGGAAGCGAUGAAGCGUUUGAUCCUCAAUACCUAAAGGCACAGAGAGAAAAGGCGUUGAAAAAUGCCAAACGCACCCCUCUCUUCACCUCCAAGCUGGGGCUAGAACGAUCCAGCGGCGCACCCAAGGAGUUCUAUCCUAACGUCUACGACUCUCUUGCUACAGCACAGUUGUCCUCAUCGUUCAUAGCAGGUGCCAAGAUGAUGUUACCAAUUGGCGCUCAGAAGUCAGCCACCAAGCUCUAUGAAGAGGUUAUCAUACCCCCAGCAGACCAAGCCCCUGUCGGUGUGGGGAAGAAUCUCAUCCCAAUAUCACAGCUUGAUGAGAUUGGGCGCAUCGCAUUCAAGGGAAUGAAGAGCCUAAACCGUAUCCAGUCAGUGGUCUUUGAGACAGCGUACAACACCAAUGAGAACCUUCUGAUCUGUGCCCCUACUGGUGCGGGUAAGACCAACAUUGCCAUGCUGACCAUCCUGCAGGAGGUCAAGAAACAUAUUCAACAAGGGGUCAUCAAAAAGGAUGAAUUCAAGAUUGUAUACGUGGCUCCCAUGAAGGCUCUAGCAGCCGAGAUGGUGAGGAACUUUGGAACCCGUCUAGCGCCUCUUGGUCUGUCUGUGAAGGAGCUUACAGGAGACAUGCAACUUACUAAAAAUGAAAUCAUGAAAACACAGAUGUUGGUGACCACUCCAGAGAAGUGGGACGUCGUCACACGUAAGAGCACUGGUGAUGUCGCCCUCACACAGCUGGUCAAACUCCUCAUCAUCGACGAGGUCCAUCUCCUUCAUGAUGACCGUGGGGCUGUGAUCGAAAGCCUGGUCGCUCGCACCUUGAGACAGGUUGAGUCUUCCCAGAGCAUGAUACGCAUCAUAGGUCUCUCCGCCACCCUUCCCAACUACGUGGACGUGGCGCGCUUCCUCAACGUCAACCCCUACAUCGGACUAUUCUUCUUCGACACCAGGUUCAGGCCGGUACCCCUGGGCCAGACCUUCAUCGGGAUCAAGACGCCAAGCAUCAUGCAGCAGAGGCGAGAUAUGGACCAUGUGUGCUACGAGAAAGUGAGAGAGUUGGUGGACAGAGGCCAUCAGGUAAUGGUGUUUGUACACGCCAGGAAUGCCACCGUUCACACCGCCAUGUACCUACGUGAGACGGCCAAGGGUAACGGGGAGAUCGGCAUGUUCCAACCUCAGCAGACACCAGAAUUUGGGUCAGCCCUCAAACAGACAAUGAAAUCUCGGAACAAGCAGAUGCGAGAGCUCUUCCCCGAUGGAUUCUCCAUCCACCAUGCCGGGAUGCUGAGGCAGGACAGGAACCUGGUAGAGAGGUUCUUUGCUGCUGGUCAUCUCAAGGUGUUAUGCUGUACGGCUACAUUGGCCUGGGGUGUGAAUCUACCUGCUCAUGCUGUUAUCAUCAAGGGCACGCAACUCUACGAUGCCAACAAGGGUGCCUUCAAGGACCUGGGAAUCCUGGACGUCCUUCAGAUCUUUGGACGUGCGGGGCGCCCUCAGUAUGAUAGCUAUGGAGAGGGUUUCAUCAUCACGAGCCAUGAGAAACUCAAUCACUACCUGAGUCUUAUCACAAGGCAGAACCCCAUCGAGAGUCAGUUCAUCAACAGUCUGGCAGAUAAUCUCAAUGCAGAGAUCGCACUUGGGACAGUGAGCAAUGUGGAAGAGGCUGUACGAUGGCUGAGCUACACUUACCUGUACGUGAGAAUGCACCUGAACCCCAUGGCAUAUGGCCUCAUGUACAAAGACACACAGAAUGAUCCAGGCCUGGCCAAGUUCAGGAACGACCUGAUCAUUACAGCGGCCCGCAGCCUGGACAAGGCCAAGAUGAUUCGCUUCGUGGAGCACACCGGUGACCUUCAUUCCACCGACCUUGGCAGGGUCGCGAGCCACUUCUACAUCAAGCACGCUACCAUCGAGAAGUUCAACGAGAUGAUGAAGUCGGUCAUGAGUGAGGCUGAGGUGUUCUCUAUGGUCUCACAGGCACAGGAGUUUGAACAGAUCAAGGUUCGAGAGGAUGAGAUGCGAGAGCUUCAGGACCAUCUUGAGGAUGACUGUGAGAUGCCUGCUGCUGGUGGAGUAGAGAAUGCUCAUGGUAAGGUCAACAUCCUCCUCCAGACCUUCAUCUCUAGGGGCAACGUGGAUAGCUUCUCACUCGUCUCAGACUCAGCAUAUGUUGCACAGAAUGCAGCCCGUAUAAUCCGAGCCCUGUUUGAGAUCACCCUGCGUACAGGCUGGCCCCUGAUGGCAGCAAGCCUCCUCAUGCUGUCCAAGUCCAUCGAUAGACGUCUCUGGGCCUGGGAGAACCCUCUUAGACAGUUCUCUGUGCUCUCUCAUGAGAUACUACGCAAACUAGAGGGCAGGAAGCUUACCGUAGAUAAGCUCAGAGAGAUGGACUCCAAGGAAAUAGGGUUGAUGGUCCACCAUGUCAGCAUGGGCUCCAAGAUCAAGAGCUGCGUGCACCAGCUACCGGCCAUCAGACUCGACGCCUCCAUCCAGCCCAUCACGCGCACCGUGCUACGGGUGCGUCUCACCAUCACGCCGGACUUCACAUGGAACGACAGGGUGCACGGUACCGGCUCAGAGUCAUGGUGGAUCUGGGUGGAGGACCCUGAGAACAACCAUAUCUACCAUUCAGAGUACUUCCUUCUGCAAAAGAAACAGGCCCUAAGUGGAGAUGAUCAAACUCUGGUGUUCACCAUUCCAAUCUUUGAGCCUCUACCCUCCCAGUACUACGUGAAGGCUGUAUCAGAUCGGUGGCUGGGAUCGGAGACUAUCUGUCCCAUCUCUUUCCAGCAUCUCAUUCUGCCUGAAAGACAUCCUCCACAUACAGAGUUGCUGGACCUUGUGCCUCUUCCUAAGACUGCCCUCAAGAACGCACAGUAUCAGAUGCUUCAGAAAUUUGACUACUUCAAUCCUAUCCAGACACAGAUCUUCCAUACCCUGUACCACACAGACCACAAUGUGUUGCUUGGUGCUCCUACGGGAUCAGGCAAGACAGUAGCAGCUGAGAUUGCCAUGUUCAGAGUGUUCAGAGAACAGCCAAAGACCAAGGUUGUGUACAUAGCACCGUUGAAGGCUCUGGUCCGAGAGAGAAUUACAGAUUGGAAAGUCAGACUGGAGGAGAAACUGGGCAAAAGAGUGGUAGAACUGACCGGCGAUGUGACGCCAGACGCCAAUGCCAUAGCUAGAGCAGACGUCAUCGUGACGACACCGGAGAAGUGGGACGGAGUGAGUCGAAGCUGGCAGAACAGAAACUACGUCAAGGCUGUCUCACUGAUCGUCAUUGACGAGAUCCAUUUGCUUGGUGAUGAGAGAGGGCCAGUCCUUGAAGUGAUUGUAUCCAGAACUAACUUCAUCUCUCACCAUACUGAUCGCAAGGUGCGAGUUAUCGGACUCUCCACUGCCCUCGCCAAUGCCAGAGACUUGGCCGAUUGGCUUGGCAUAAAGGAGGUUGGUCUGUUCAACUUUCGUCCCUCUGUACGACCCGUUCCUCUGGAGGUUCAUAUCAGUGGGUUUCCUGGCAAGCACUACUGCCCUCGUAUGGCCACGAUGAACAAGCCAACAUUCCAAGCCAUCAAGGUGCAUUCCCCGACCAAACCAACUCUGGUCUUUGUAUCGUCUCGUAGACAGACCAGACUGACCGCUCUAGAUCUCAUCUCCUAUCUAGCUGGAGAUGACAAUCCCAAACAGUGGAUGCACAUGGACGAACAACAGAUGGAUCAUCUCAUAGAGUCUGUGAAGGACAGUAACCUACGAUUGACCUUGUCCUUUGGUAUCGGUAUGCAUCAUGCUGGUCUGCACGAGAGAGAUAGGAAGACGGUAGAAGAACUCUUCUGUAACCAGAAGAUACAGGUCUUGAUAGCAACCAGCACCCUAGCCUGGGGAGUCAACUUCCCUGCCCAUCUGGUUGUAAUCAAAGGCACAGAAUACUUUGAUGGCAAGACCAAGAGAUAUGCUGACUUCCCCAUCACAGACGUACUUCAGAUGAUGGGUCGAGCAGGGCGCCCCCAGUAUGAUGACCAAGGAACAGCCGUCAUCUUGGUGCACGACAUCAAGAAGCACUUCUACAAGAAGUUCCUCUAUGAGCCUUUCCCUGUAGAGUCUAACCUACUGGAUGUACUACCCGAGCAUCUGAAUGCAGAGAUAGUGGCUGGUACGGUGACGUCCAAACAAGAUGCCAUGGACUACAUCACAUGGACAUACUUCUUCAGGAGACUCGUCAUGAACCCAAGCUAUUAUGAGCUGGAGGACACUUCUCAUGAAGGCAUCAAUAAGUUCCUGUCUGGGCUGGUGGAGAAAUCUCUGUUGGAUCUUGCUUACUCCUACUGCAUAGAGAUUGGAGAUGAUGACCGUACCCUUGAGCCUCAGACCUUGGGGAGGAUCUCGUCCUACUACUACCUUCAUCACAGGACGGUCCGUAUGUUCCAAGAGAGCUUAGGACCAGACUGUUCAUUCCCAGACCUCCUCACAAUACUAUCGGAUGCCCACGAGUAUGAAGGUCUUCCAGUGAGACACAAUGAGGAUUCUCUAAACAGCAAUCUAGCAGAAGGGCUUCCCUUGGAGGUGAACAAGCAUUCCUUUGACAGCCCUCACACCAAGGCGAACCUGCUGCUCCAAGCUCACAUGUCAAGAGCUCAGCUACCAUGCAGUGACUACUUCACUGAUACCAAGUCGGUGCUAGACCAAGCCAUAAGGGUUCUUCAGGCAAUGAUUGAUGUUGUAUCCUUCAACGGCUGGUUGGCGCCCGCACUGCAGACUAUGCACCUUGUACAGUCCAUCAUCCAGGCCAGAUGGUUUGAUGACUCUCCUCUACUAACCCUUCCUCAUGUGGAGCCUUCACAUCUCCAACACUUCAGGACAAGAGCAGGAGCAAUUGAAGGUCUACCGGAGCUAAUGGAUGCCUGCCACAAUAAACACUCCUUGAGGUCUAUGCUCAAGAACAAGCUGACCGAUCGACAAAUUGAUGAGAUAUGGCAUGUAGUGGAUAAGCUGCCAGUUAUCGAGGUUGGUCUCUCUAUGAACGGGUGGUGGGUGGAAGGUGGACAGCAAGAGAGUAAACGGCUACCUGCGACCUAUAUCCAUGGUCGAGCAAGAGAGAGUGACGUCACUAAGGUCCAUGCCGAUCAGCAGUAUGUUCUACAGGUGGAACUGAAGAGACGCAACAGAGGGAGGGACAACAAAGCCCAUGCACCUCGAUUCUCCAAGCCGAAGGAUGAGGGCUGGUGGCUGGUCUUGGGAGACGUAGAUAACAAGGAUCUACUUGCCAUGAAGAGAAUAGGGUUCAUCAGGGGUAGAUCAGUGGCUCAGCUCUCCUUCUACACCCCUGAGAGAUUAGGUCGUGUGAUCUACAGUCUAUACAUCAUGAGUGAUUGCUACAUCGGUGUAGAUCAGCAGUAUAGCGUAUGCCUGGAUGUCAUCGAAGCCAACAUCGAGACACAACUCAACACGGAGAUCAACCCAGACGGGCUGGACUCGGACUUGGAACUGGAAGCAGAAUUAAAUGAGCUGGACCUGGAUCAGUGAUCCCCCUCUUGUGGUCCGGGUUAUUCUGUAUCAUUCUUUCAUAGUCCUUUUGGUUUGGAUCAGAAUAUUGCAUUGGCUGGAGAAGAACAUAUUGUGUGGAACCAGGAAAGCAAGUUAACUGCCGUGUUCCACACUGAAAUAAUCCCAGGGUCCUGUCUUACAAAGAGUUGAUAUUAAUCGCAAAUUAUUUACGAUUGAUAUCAAUCUGAACUAUGUACAUAAGAGAUGAGAGUAAAAACUUGCAAUUGAUAAGAGGAACCAUCUCUUUGUAAGACUACAAAUUGGACUUGUACUUAGACCUGGAAACAGAACUCAAAGAGCUGGACCUCGAUCAGUGAUCACAGUCUUGUGGACUGAGAGUUCCUUUCAUAUGCUUCUUGGUUCAGAUCAGAUUGCUGCAAUUGUCUUCACCAGUGUGUCAGUUCCCGGUCCUAGAACAAGCUGCUAUAACCCCAACUAGUAGGCUUAUCCAACAUCCUGGUUCAUGUAUACAUUGUAAUAUCAGGUCCAGCUGGUCCAAUACAUGUGCAAUCAUCCUGGGUUUGGAGCCUACAUUUGUCAACUUCUCAGCUCAUAGGCUUUGUGCAUGCCUUUAUAUCUGUGAUGUGUCAUGGUAUGUUAUUCGUUUGUUUGGUUCGUCAUGUUGAGUAAUUAUAUAUUGAGAUUCCUUCAUGAGAUACAUGUAAUGGAAUUCUAUUUUUGUAUGAAACACUUGCGUUGCUCUGAACAUAAAAAUUGGAAAGGGAUGUAUUUGAGUUCAUGAAAUACUCCCUGGCAUGGCAAAGUAGAGAUUUUAUCAUACAUUAUUGAAAGGUCUCUCUCUCUUCCCCCCCUCUCCCUUUCCCCCCCCCCCCCCUCUCCCUUUUUCUCCCUCUUGCUCUCCCUCUCACUUUCUCUCUUUUUGAUAUAAGUGUAUUUUGAGCCUGUAGACUUCCUUAAUUACCACCUGCACUAUAAACUUUGUUAAUUGAAACAUGUAUACAGUGCAGUACAACUCCUUGCCUUUAAUAUUUCUGUGCCUUCAUAUUAAAUUCACGAGAGGAACUUUUUUGUCCGAUGAUAACCUGCAAUGAACAAUAAGUUGAAUAAUUCUAUUGAAGUAUAUCAUAUUAAUUACAAUACAAAAUAGAAGACCAUUUAUAGGCUUGUUGCUGAUGCACCCUUGUAAAAGUAAAGGGUAUUUUUUUUUUUAAAUUCUCAACUCUCAAUGGACAUGUUCAGUCCUAAAAACAAGCACCAAUAGAUUGAAUCUUAUCUCAAAAUUCUUCUUCACACAUCCAAAUACAUGUAUUUGUCAGAUUAUAUGUGGAGCAUCUUAUUGAGAUAUUAUGUACAAGUAACAGAAUGAGUUUAUGUGAAAUAUUUACAAGAUACUUGUACCGGUAUAUAUAUCAAAUUAUGUAGCCUUCAUAUAUGCUAUCAUAAUGCAUGCAAGAUUAAUAUAUGUAUUUAUUUUCUGUCACAUUUUCAUUUAUCAUUCGUCUCCUUUUUUAUAGAGAUUUGAUGAAGAAUCGUGUUCCUAGAAGAAAAAAAAUGUAACAUCGGAGUAAACUGGAAAACAUGACAAUAUAUUACCAUUUACGUUAUCAUUUUGCUGCAAUAAAACAUGAGAUAAAUGUACUACACGUAGAAUGUAAUGUUUGCGUGUAGCUUGUCUCUUUAUGUGCAUACAUUAUGAUAUGCCAAACUUUUUUUUCUUCUCCCAAGGAGAAUAUCAUGAAUGUCAGUAAUAAAGAAUUUUGUUCUUAACAAAAAGUUAAA